Molecule: messenger RNA, 3001 nt
Organism: Strongylocentrotus purpuratus (purple sea urchin)
Lineage: Eukaryota; Metazoa; Echinodermata; Echinoidea; Camarodonta; Strongylocentrotidae
Product: deleted in malignant brain tumors 1 protein-like
Exons: 18
Cellular component (GO): membrane
Source: RefSeq, a predicted model, not a curated record
UUCUCUUGCAGUUCGCUUGAUAAAUGGAUCAAGCAGCAAUGCUUCAGGUCGAGUUGAGGUAUGGUACAACAGUACUUGGGGAACAGUAUGUGAUGAUGGAUGGGAUUUGAACGACGCCCAUGUCGUAUGCAGAAUGCUUGGGUUCUUCAACGCAUCUAGUGCACCAGUCAGUGCUGCAUAUGGUGCGGGUUCUGGAAAGAUUCAUCUUGAUGAAGUUGAAUGUACUGGAUCAGAAAGCAGCCUCGAAGACUGCAUCAAGAAUAAAUUUGAAGACAAUGAUUGUAAUCACAGCGAAGAUGCUGGGGUGACCUGUGGAGAUUCGCCAGCUUUCCAACCUCACAUUUGGAUCCCGAAAGCAAGAAUUGGUGACCAGCUUAAAGUUCGCUUGAAUGGAUCGAGCAAUGCUACAGGUCGAGUCGAGGUAUUGUACAACGAUACUUGGGGGACAGUAUGUGAUGAUGGAUGGGAUUUGAACGACGCCCAUGUCGUAUGCAGAAUGCUAGGGUUUACCAAAGCGUCAAGUGCACCAGUCAUGGCUGCAUGUGGUGCGGGUUCUGGAAAGAUUUUUCUUGAUGAGGUUGAAUGUACUGGAUCAGAAGAAAGGCUUGGAGACUGCAUCACGAGCAGAUUUGGAGAACAUGACUGCACUCAUUCCGAGGACGCUGGGGUGACAUGUGAAGCUACAGUGACAGAUUCAGAACCAGAUGACUCUGACACAUGGACCUCAGGUGACAUAGGUAGGCCAACUAGCCGACCUGAAGUUUGGAGCCCGAGUACAACAAACACUGGGAGCCAGCUUGAAGUUCAUUUGGUUAAUGAACCAAACAACGCUGAAGGUACGGUCGAGGUACGGUACAACGCCAGCAGUGCUUGGGGAACAGUAUGUGAUGAUGGAUGGGAUUUGAAUGACGCCCAUGUCGUAUGCAGAAUGCUAGGGUUCUUCAAAGCGUCUAGUGCACCAGUCAUGGCUUUCUUUGGUGCGGGUUCUGGAGAGAUUCAUCUUGAUGAAGUUGAUUGUACUGGAUCAGAAAGCAGCCUCGAAAACUGCAUCAAGAGUGAAUUUGGAGUCAGUAAUUGUGAUCACAGCGAAGAUGCUGGUGUCAUCUGUACAGAACAUAUUGAUCUUGAAGUCCGCCUCACCGAUGGUCCAAAUAACAACUCGGGAAGAGUUGAGGUGUUCGAAGAAGGAUCUUGGGGAACUAUCUGUGACGAUGGCUGGGAUGGUAGAGACGCUAAUGUUGUAUGCAAAUGGCUGGGGUUCUUCGGGGCAGCAUAUGCACCUGUGCAAGCUACAUACGGUGAAGGGGUAGGAGACAUCUCACUCCGUAAUGUGGAUUGUAUUGGGACAGAAAGCAAUCUGGGAAAAUGUUUCCACGAUAGACCUGAACGUUUUGACUGUGCUCAUGACGAAGAUGCCGGUGCUGUCUGCUUGGUUCUUAUCCCAGAUGAUUCAGUGAGCUGGGCAUCAUCCUGGAAUGGUUUUUCUGGAAGCGGAGCAUCGUCCGGGGAUGGCUUUUCUGGAAGCGGGACAUAUUUCGAGGAUGAUGAAGGAACAUUCAAGCUACAAUGUGGAAACCUAACUUCUACCACGGAUGAAGGUCUCACUACAUCAUCUUCUGUCAUCAUCACCCCACGCGUGAAUGGUUCCGUUGACAAUCAUAACGUCUCUGUGGGUUGUACGUAUACUUCGGACGAUGUAUUUGACUACGGAGUCACUUGGGUUGCCUGUGCUGCACGAGAUGAUCUGGGAAAAUACAAGACAUGCGAUUUCACGGUCAACGUCAAAGAUGGCGACCCUCCCAUUUUGGACUGCCCUGAUUUAAAUAUCACCAGGGACCACAUCAUCAUCAACCCACCGGCAUCAGACAAUACUGAUCUUCGUCCGUCUGUGAUCUGCUCUCAUACAUCCAGUGGUGGCUUCCAGUUUGGAGAUACCAAUGUUACCUGUAAUGCUACUGAUGAAUCAGGAAACAUUGGCACCUGUACGUUCGUGGUUACAGUGCAAGACACGGAGCCUCCUAGAUUGGAAUGCUAUGACCAAACAGCCAUCGCGGAUCAACGCAAAAUUGCUAUCAACGCUUCCAUCCCAUCUGUGUCAGACAACUUAGAUCCCGAUCCGUCCGUUAACUGCUUUCACACAUCAAUAGUUCUCUCUAAUCUUGGAGACACUAGCAUCACAUGUGAAGCUAAAGAUUAUUCUGGAAAUAUUGCCAACUGUACUUUUCUGUUUACUGUACAAAACCCUUGUAAGGUUCGUGAUCCGUGUAUCAAUGGUGAUUGUAGCUAUGAAGGAUCAGGACCAUACCAAUGUGCCUGCCAUGGUGAAUACGAGGGCAAUCAUUGUGAUGUCAUCCCCGAACCCAAACUUCCUGUUGAAGUAGCCAAUCAUCCUAAGAACCAAACGGUGAAUAUGGGCACCACUGUACAGCUCACAUGCGGCUUUAACAAUGCUGAAUCUUACGCGUGGUACAAAGAUGGCCAACCUCUACCCAACAAGAGAAAUCAAGUCACUCUACGUAUACCAUCCGUUUCCACAAGUGAUAUUGGAUAUUACUUCUGCCGAGGCUUUGGAAAUGAACGAUUUUUAGACACGGAGAGGGCAUCUAUCUACGUUGAAGGUGUGACCAACAUCCAACUUUCUAAUUUGAAAUUCAAUCUUACUUCGAAUGAUGUCCUCUCUGAACAAACUUCCGCCCGCUAUCUCGAGAUAUCACUCAACAUCACGAAAUUUGUUCUUGAAGGUCUUAAGAAUGAUGCCGCUUUCAAGGAUAUGUCACCAUCAGUGGUAUGCAACAAUCUCACCCGGCAGGCAGUUGUGAUUGCUGACCUGAAUGUCUACAUCAAGAAUUCCAUUCUGACUGCAUUUCAUGAACUAGAUCUUGUUAGUCAAGUUCUUUACCGAUUGGCUGAAAAUUCCAGUGGUUUUCUCGAUGUCAGCAGUGUAGAAAUCGAGAACACGGCGAUCUGUAAGAAUAUGACAUGGACGUCAUCGCGUUUUGGA